CUGUUAUUACAAUAAGAUGCAAUGUAGAUGUGUGUGUCUGUCUGAUUCUGAUUUCAACAACCAACGGACCAAAAGGUGCGCUGCGAGAAUCGCGCGGAGGGUGCCUCAAGUCUCGCGGUAUCUGCGUCGGUGUGUAGUGACCAGGCGUCACUAUCAUCCAGUUCAUUGGAAUUUGCUGCAAAGCGCAGGAAUCGGUGACAUUUUGGAUCGUGGGUCCGCCAAUAACAUGUCAGUGAAAACGAUGUAGCGGUUUCGGUUUCAAAUUAAGUGACGUGUUUCUACAGUGGGCAUGCUUUAUUGUUGUUGAGGUAAGCCCCUUGUUCCGUGGUCGACCGUAAUAUUGUUAAAUUAGCUAAUACAAGCUAGCGUUAGCCGCUGCCGCUACACUGCGAGCUCCACAGCAGGUGGAUCCGAUAGCGCCGGUGAAACUACGACUCUAAUCGCCGUUUUGUUAGCUAUUGUUACAUGUCUGCAUGCAUUAAUUUGCAGUAGCUUUGCAAAUUAAUGCAAUCACUCCUCCAGCCCGCCUCACGUAUUAAGAAAUCGCUUCGGCUGUAGCAGUCCAGUGAUGACAGGGGAGAAGAUCCGCACCUUGAGGAAAGACCACAACAAACCCAACAAGAAUGACGACAUCAUGGACACCUACGACGAGUCCUCCCAUGGUGACGGGACCACCGUCAACAACAUGGACAGCAACCCCCUCAAGACCAACAAGGCUUUCCAGCAGCAGCAGUCAGUGCCCUCCCAGCAACAGCUGUCCAACAUCAACGCCAACAACCUGAACGCUCACACGUCCAUCGGCCAUGCUCUGGUGGACGACAACAAGAACCCCAUCAUCCUGGAGGGGCUGGAGCUCCCCGUGCACGAGUGCGUGUUCAAGGCGGAUGUGAGGCGUCUCUCCUCCCUCAUCAGAGUGCACAGCAUCUCUCAGAAGGAUGUGCACGGAAAUACACCUCUUCACCUGGCUGUGAUGUUGGGUCACAAAGAAUGUGCCCUUUUACUGCUGGCACACAACGCCCCGGUGAAGAUAAAGAACGCCCAGGGCUGGAGCCCUCUGGCUGAGGCCAUCAGCUUCGGUGACCGGCAAUUGAUCACGGCCAUACUGCGGAAGUUAAAGCAGCAGUCCAGAGAGAGCGUAGAGGACAAGAGGCCCAAACUACUGAACGCUCUGCGGGAGCUCGGGGACUUCUACUUGGAGCUGCAUUGGGACUUCCAGAGUUGGGUCCCACUGUUGUCCCGGAUCCUCCCGUCUGACGCCUGUAAGAUCUACAAGCAGGGGAACAAUAUCAGACUCGACACCACGCUCAUAGACUUCUCGGACAUGAAGUGCCAGCGCGGGGACCUCAGCUUCAUCUUCAGCGGAGACGCCGAACCGGCGCAGUCCUUUGUAGUGCUGGAUAACGAGGCCAAAGUAUACCAAAGGAUACACCACGAGGAGUCUGAGAUGGAGACGGAGGAGGAGGUGGACAUCCUGAUGAGCAGCGACGUCUACUCCGCCACGCUGUCCACCAAGUCCAUCACCUUCUCCCGCAGUCAGAUCGGCUGGCUCUUCAGAGAGGACAAGACCGAGAAGGUGGGGAACUUCCUGGCGGACUUCUACGCGGUGAACGGCCUGGUGCUGGAGUCCAGGAAGCGGCGAGAGCACCUGAGCGAGGAGGACAUCCUGAGGAACAAGGCCAUCAUGGAGAGCCUGAGCAAGGGAGGCAACAUCAGCGAGCAGAGCUUCGAGCCGAUGAGGAGGCAGUCUCUCACCGCCCCGUCCUCCAACACCAUCUCCUGGGAGGAGUACAUCACGGCGGAGCACGGAAAGCCCCCUCACUUGGGGAGGGAACUCGUGUGCAAGGAAAGCAAGAAGAACUUCAAAGCGACCGUAGCCAUGAGCCAGGAUUUCCCACUGGGCAUCGAGUCGUUACUGAAUGUCCUGGAGGUCGUGGCUCCGUUCAAGCACUUCAACAAACUCCGAGAGUUCGUCCAGAUGAAACUCCCGCCGGGCUUCCCGGUCAAGCUGGACAUCCCGGUCUUCCCCACCAUCACCGCCACCGUCACCUUCCAGGAGUUCCGCUACAGUGAAUUCGAGGCGUCGAUUUUCGCCAUCCCCGCCGAAUACAAGGAAGAUCCCAGUCGCUUCCCCGAUCUCUGAUCGAUCGUGCUUGCGUUCUGUCCGCACCCCAAGGGCCCCUGGCGGAUAAGGCGGGGAAGAAACGAGGGGGGGUCGAGAUGCAAACUCCCCAUGACGGGAGAAGACCAGCGACUGACAUUUUUGUUUUCGAAGCAGAAGAAGAAUUGAGGGAUGGUUCAUCUUUUUGUGAUUUGUUUUAAAGGGAUCUUUCAUUUUAGUUUCACAUUAUUAUUGUCCGUUGUAGAUUUAACAUAAAGGUACACAUAAGCGACGUGUUUUUAGACGUUUCACACACUAGUCUUGUAUUUAACUUUUUUCUGUUCACCGUUCGAACAAGUUUUACCACUGCUCUGUGCUGCUAUCUUCUCCUGUGACAGAAGACCCACUUUGAGGUCUCUGGCCUUGUUUCAGAAAUGGAAUUGGUCUGGUCCAUUUCUGGCACUCAGAGGACCCAUUUGAAGCGUUCUCAUUUUGUCUCGGUCUGCUCCUCUGAAAGUGCACUGUUUUCCUUUUGAAGGAUUCACUCAAACACUACAUCGAGUCCUACAGCUAAAGUAUACUCCAAUAAGCUUACAUUUUUGUGUUGUAUAUACUGUACAAUUUACUCCGAGGAUCGACACUGUGUAGCAAUACAUUUACAGAACUUCAGAAUGUUUUUAAAUCAGGGGUGGGGGUUAAAGUUUGGCAUAAAACGACAGUUCUUACAGUUUAAUACCCAGGCCUUUUCUUCCAGCGCAGGGUUCUCUCUCCUGUAUCUUCAGGUUUGCUUCUGUUACCUCUUGGCUGUCUCGCUGUGUUUGUAUGGGUUCAGUUGUGUGUGUGUGUGUGUGAGCUGUAACGUAUUAACAGGGUUUGUGAGCGCGUUAAACCCAGAUGCAAUAACAGUACCUGUUGUAAUAGCACUGCACUGAUGAUAUCUGAAGCAUGCCCCUGGCUAUGUUGUCCUGUUGGAUAAAUACGUUUUUAGAAGUAUGUGCUAUCUUACUAAAGAAACUUAAAUAUUGUAAAGCAUUUCAUGCCGUUAAAAAUGUCAAGGCUGCCGGCUUGAUGUACUCCCCCAGAAUUCAUUUAAUUGCAUUAAUUUAAGAUACCACAAUUGUCAAGACUGGAAAUAGUUUCACCUUUUCAGAUGUCUCAUCUCAAAUAUAUAAAAAGCUUUAUAAACUUGACAUCCCUUUAAAUAAAGCACCAGCACAUCAAGUUA
This is a messenger RNA of Gadus macrocephalus (Pacific cod), 3323 nucleotides long. RefSeq names its product ankyrin repeat domain-containing protein 13C-like. Bases 569 to 2140 code for a protein of 523 amino acids. Gene Ontology annotation, molecular function: protein binding. The record is from RefSeq and is a predicted model, not a curated record. The transcript is spliced from 13 exons. Gene Ontology annotation, cellular component: cytoplasm. Lineage: Eukaryota; Metazoa; Chordata; Actinopteri; Gadiformes; Gadidae.